Messenger RNA from Carassius gibelio (silver crucian carp), 2216 nucleotides. RefSeq names its product zinc finger MYM-type protein 4-like. NCBI's taxonomy places the organism in Eukaryota, Metazoa, Chordata, Actinopteri, Cypriniformes, Cyprinidae. Bases 1 to 1908 code for a protein of 635 amino acids. The transcript has 13 exons. The record is from RefSeq and is a predicted model, not a curated record.
AUGGGAGCCAACAGCGAUGAUGGUGAUGAUGACGAUUAUGGUGGGGAGACCUUUGUGUAUUCAGGCCUCAAGGCCGGAUCUGACAUAAACCCACUCAGCGGUUCUCCAGCGAACUUUGUCCAUUUAUUUUUAGCCUUAGUAGUGCUUGUUUGGAUCAGUCUGGUUUGCUGUACACAAAUCUCUUUUUUUUUGCACUGCUUACAGAAGUGUGCUGUGAAAGCUGCUGUCUCUUCAUCCCAAACCCAGAAAGACAAGGACUUGCCACAUAAAUCCAUCAGCAAAAACAAAGCCACGUCCUGUAAACCUCACACCUGUGAUGCUGAAGCACAAAUAGAUGGAACUCCUAAAGUGAUAGUGCUGCCAGUGCCAGUGCCAGUGUAUGUGCCAGUUCCCAUGCAUCUCUACACUCAAUACAUUCCACAGUCUUUGGGGCUUCCACUUCCGGUUCCGGUGCCCUUGUUCUUCCCUACAACUCUGGACAAUGCCGAGCACAUUGUGAAGACCAUUCAGGAAAUCAAAGAGAAGAUCCCUGAUGACCCACUGGAGGCCGACCUCAUCAUGAUGGCAGAGAUGGUGGCUGAGGAUGCAGAGAAGGAGAAAACACUGUUUUGUUGCUCAGAUCAGACUGGUAACAUAAUGGAGGAUCUUGAUUUGGAAGAUCUAUCAAGCAAUCUGAGUUGGGAGGAGGACUCUGUGUCUUUUGCCCAGACAUGGGAUCAAACCCCUGAACCUGAGAGGCCUCCUCCACCCGGACCUGCCACACUGACCCCCGUCUCCACCGCCGCAGAAGAGCCACAGAUGGACCUGGAGGCCGAUUUCCCAAUCGAGAGCAUUGAAAAUUUUAGAAAGCAAAUGCAAAAGGAGAUCAAUUCUGGAAAACAGAGAUCACGCAAGAGAGGACACGAUGGCUUCCCUGAGAAGAAACAGGGCAGUAAGUGUGCAUCAGCACCUCCAAACAGCCUCUCCAAACUGCAACACGAGUACGGAGUCAAAGCCUGGAAGAAGUGGGUGCGCUGGAGGAGCGCCCAACCCGACAUGGAGACUCUCAAAUUUGGCUCACGCAGUAUGACACUAAAGGAGGAUUUGUUGAAGUGCUGCACUGCUGAACUAAGCUAUGGCCUCUGCAAGUUCAUUUCUGAAGUUCGUCGACCCAACGGAGAGAAAUACAGCCCUGACAGCAUCUUUUAUCUCUGUUUGGGAAUCCAGCAGUACCUGUUUGACAACAAUCGGAUGGAGAACAUCUUUGCUGAUGUCUUCUAUGCCAAAUUCUGCCAUGAAAUGAGCAACAUACUCCGAGGGUGGAAGCCAACUAUUUUACCCAGCGGUUAUGUUCAUUCUCGUGUGGAGGAGUAUCAUCUGUGGGACUGUAAGCAGCUGGGGGCGUUUUCACCCGGUGUGCUGCUCAACACGCUGCUUUACUUCUUCACUAAGUACUUCAACUACAAGACUGUGGAGCAGCACCGCCGCCUCUCUUUUGGCCACAUCAAACGCUACACUCGAGGACAAGCUAACAACAAAGUGUCCUUCCUGCGUUUCUAUCCCCCCAAAGAGGAUGGAAGCACGGAUGGUGUCCCUGUAAAGAAGAAGAAGAAGGAAGGUGAACGGCAAAGGGUGCUAAAAAUACGGCAGAAUUCAGACAAUCCUCUUCGUUGUCCUGUCAGGCUUUACGAGUUCUAUCUCUCAAAAUGCUCGCCCGGAAUAAGACAAGACACAACCCAGUUUUAUCUGAGCCCCGAGCGCUCCUGUGUACCCAGCAGUCCCACGUGGUUCUCAAUCACCUCAUUGAGUGACGAGGUUCUGGACAGCAUGCUCACACGUAUCCUUACUGUCAGAGAGCUGCACCUAGAGAGAGAAACAUCACCCAACGAGACUGAUUCAGAAAGUGAUUCGGACUUCACACUGAUUUAGUACCACAGCACUGAGAAAACCUGAAUCCUGAACCGGAUUUUGACUGUUCUGAAUGUUGGAAAGCAAGUGGUUGAUCAUUUCGUUUCCUUAUUCAAUCUUCUUUUAGUUAUAAGGACGUACACAGCUACAGUGGGAUUAUUGUAAGUCGCCACCUUUAUAUUUAAACACUAAAGACAUUGAAAGCAUCAUUCCAAAACCAAAUUUUGAAAUUGUUUUUCAUUGCAAGCCAUGUUGGUUUAAAUAGAUGCAGUGUUCCUGAAACUGACUCCUGAUGCCUUUUUUUAUGGAUAAAUGAAGACUGAUUGAAA